Truncatella angustata is the source of this 954-nucleotide messenger RNA. RefSeq lists its product as uncharacterized. Gene Ontology annotation, cellular component: endoplasmic reticulum. The record is from RefSeq and is a predicted model, not a curated record. The transcript is spliced from 2 exons. Gene Ontology annotation, biological process: polyprenol catabolic process; dolichol-linked oligosaccharide biosynthetic process. Gene Ontology annotation, molecular function: 3-oxo-5-alpha-steroid 4-dehydrogenase activity. Bases 1 to 954 code for a protein of 317 amino acids. Lineage: Eukaryota; Fungi; Ascomycota; Sordariomycetes; Amphisphaeriales; Sporocadaceae.
AUGGUGUCGAUUUGGAGUGUUUUCCAGUCUCUGGACCCCUUCCUGGAACCUGCACACAUUUGUCAGACGUUUUUUAUCCUGGCAGCAUCAGCUGUGCUCGCUGUAGCAGCUACACCACGAUCCGCGCGUGGAUUACUUACGCAAUACGGGGCCCGAAGUUCAUCACCUCCACGAAAAGACGGACCGGGCGGCAAUGCGGCAGGGGACAGAUUCACGGACUUCAUCAGCUGGGUCACAUCUAUCGGCAAUGUACCGCAUUCAUGGUUCAUUCAUUUCUACGUCUUGUCCGUGACAAGCUCAGUAUUCUGGGCUGCCCAGUAUUUUCUUCAUGGCUCCAUUUUGGAUGCUGUUGCCCAGAUUCAAGGCACUUGGAGUUCGUCACCAUCAAUGACAAUACACCAGGUCCAGCUGGCCUGGCUGCUCAUGGCAUUACAAGGUGCCAGACGACUAUCUGAAUGUUUGUUUGUCAUGCGCUCCUCGUCCUCUAGAAUGUGGGUCGUCCACUGGUUGCUCGGCUGCGCAUACUACCUCUGUAUGGGGGUUGCGGUGUGGGUUGAGGGAUCCGAUGCGAUUCUCCGAUCUGAUCGAUCCUCACACCUGGGCUGGCCUUCGGUCAAGGAGCUCAUUGGCUUGUCGUCCUUUCUGCUUGCUUGGUCAAUGCAGCACAGAUGUCACAAGCAUCUGUCGGACUUGGCGAAAUAUUCUCUUCCCAACAGAGGAAUGUUUCGGUACUUGAUCUGCCCACAUUAUACAUGUGAAUGCCUCCUGUACCUCUCGCUUGCUAUUGUUGCAGCACCAGAAAAGCAACUGUUCAAUAAGACACUUCUGUGCGGCUCGAUAUUCGUUGCAACCAACCUUGGUGUUACUGCCGCCGGGACCAGGAACUGGUAUGCUGGUAAAUUUGGCGAGGAGAUGAUCAUAGACAAGUGGAACAUGAUACCGCUCAUCUACUGA